Molecule: messenger RNA, 2819 nt
Organism: Mandrillus leucophaeus (drill)
Lineage: Eukaryota; Metazoa; Chordata; Mammalia; Primates; Cercopithecidae
Gene: IQCE
Product: IQ motif containing E
Exons: 21
Coding region: 155-2050 (631 amino acids)
Molecular function (GO): protein binding
Source: RefSeq, a predicted model, not a curated record
UGACAGUCUGUCUGCAGUCACCUUUGACUCUGACGUGGAGACGAAAGCAAAAAGGAAAGCUUUCCACAAACCUCCACCCACAUCGCCAAAGUCACCUUAUCUCUCUAAGCCAAGAAAAGUGGCCUCCUGGAGGUCCCUCAGGACGGCAGGGAGCAUGCCUCUGGGUGGCCGAGCGUCCCUGACCCCGCAGAAGCUGUGGCUGGGAACUGCAAAACCAGGAAGUCUGACCCAGGCCCUGAACUCACCCCUCACCUGGGAGCAUGCGUGGACCGGCGUCCCCAGUGGCACUCCCGACUGUCUGACAGACGCCCUCAGAGUGAAGAGGCCACAUCUCAGGCGCUCUGCCAGCAACGGUCAUGUCCCUGGGACUCCUGUCUACAGAGAGAAGGAAGACAUGUAUGAUGAGAUUAUUGAGUUAAAGAAGUCAUUGCAUGUGCAGAAGAGCGAUGUGGACCUAAUGAGAACGAAGCUCCGGCGCCUGGAGGAGGAAAACAGCAGGAAGGACCGGCAGAUAGAGCAGCUCCUUGAUCCCAGCCGCGGCACAGAUUUUGUUCGGACUCUGGCAGAGAAAAGGCCCGAGGCCAGUUGGGUCAUUAAUGGGCUGAAGCAGAGGAUCCUGAAGCUGGAGCAGCAGUGCAAGGAGAAGGAUGGCACCAUCAGCAAACUCCAGGCUGAUAUGAAGACCACCAACUUGGAAGAGAUGCGGAUCGCCAUGGAGACGUACUACGAGGAGGUGCAUCGUCUCCAGACCCUCUUGGCGAGUUCUGAAACCACCGGAAAGAAGCCCCUGGGGGAGAAGAAGACGGGCACCAAAAGGCAGAAGAAGAUGGGCAGUGCCCUCCUGAACUUGUCCCGGAGCGUCCAGGAGCUCACGGAGGAGAACCAGAGCCUGAAGGAGGACCUGGACCGGGUGCUGAGCACCUCCCCCACCAUCUCCAAGACACAGGGUUAUGUGGAGUGGAGCAAGCCCCGGCUGCUGAGACGCAUUGUGGAGCUGGAGAAGAAACUAAGUGUGAUGGAGAGCUCAAAACCACACGCCGCAGAACCAGUCAGAUCACACCCACCAGCCUGCCCUGCAUCCAGCUCUGUGCUGCACAGACAGCCACGAGGGGACCGCAGCAAGGACCAUGAGCGUCUCCGAGGGGCCGUGAGAGACCUGAAGGAAGAGCGGACCGCCCUGCAGGAGCAGCUGCUGCAGAGAGAUUUGGAGGUGAAGCAACUCCUGCAGGCGAAGGCCGACCUGGAGAAGGAGCUGGAACGCGCGAGGGAGGGCGAGGAGGAGAGGAGAGAGAGAGAGGAGGCUUUGAGAGAGGAGAUUCAGACGCUUACCAGCAAGCUCCGAGAACUGCAAGAAAUGGAGAAAGAAGAGAAAGAGGAUUGCCCAGAAGUUCUUCAUAAGGCCCAAGAGCUCCCAGCUCCCACUCCCAGCAGCAGGCACUGCGAGCAAGACUGGCCGCUGGAGUCCAGUGAGGAGGGGCUCCCGCGGCCCCGCUCCCCCUGCUCUGACGGGAGAAGAGACGCCGCGGCCAGGGUGCUGCAGGCCCAGUGGAAGGUGUACAAGCACAAGAAAACAAAAGCUGUUCUGGAUGAGGCGGCUGUGGUGCUUCAGGCAGCUUUCAGGGGACAUGUGGCGCGGACAAAGCUCUUAGCAAGCAAAGCACAUGGCUCAGAGCCGCCCAGCAUGCCAGGCCUCCCAGACCAGAGCUCUCCUGUGCCCCGUGUUCUGAGCCCCAUCGCCCAGGCCGAGGGCAGCCCUGCGCAGGAGGAGGCCAUCGUCAUCAUCCAGUCCGCUCUGCGGGCACACCUGGCCCGGGCCAGGCACAGCGCUACCGGUAAAAGAACCACCACCGCAGCUUCUACGAAGAGGAGAUCGGCUUCAGCCACACACAGGGACGCCUCCUCCCCACCCUUCCUCGCAGCUCCUCCUGACCCCUCUCCCGCAGGGCCGCAGUCCGUGGCACCUUCACCUGGGGAUGACGUCAACUCCGAUGAUUCCGACGAUAUUGUCAUUGCCCCAUCUCUGCCCACGAAGAAGAACUUUCCAGUCUAGGUCCCCGUCACUGUCUCCAUGACGUGAUGGCAGCACUGCUGAGGACAUAGGAGCCACGACUGGAAAGAUAAUUUGUCGUGUUAGGAGAAGAAUGAUACCUACUUAACCUCUCAACAUCUGCAUCGUCUCUCUGUGCUUUUGUUUGUGGAAGGAAACCCAAAUGCCUUUACUUUAUUCUCCGGGGAGGGCCAGCGGCUCGCAUCUCCCUCGUCUCCAGCUGCAGCUCGGAUGGUGGGUUUUCAGUGGCGACAGACACGUCUGCCGUGAGCUCGCGGACACCAGGGAGCCCUGUAGUGACAUGUUAUCUGACCACCUCGCCACCUGCCCACGACCUUGACCAUGAGGAGCUGCUAUCUGCAGCUAGCACCAACACCACGCCUGCUCUUCCUGGUGACACCCACGACAACCAGGAUUUGCUUCGAUCUCGGCCCAGUAGGCCAGGCAGAGGCACCCCGCUGUGCCUUAGGAAGGUGUGAGACCGGCUUCCCCCCAUCCCCACAGCAAAACACGGCAUGUCCCAAGCCAGUGAGGAGCUAAAGACACCCAGGUCCCCAAAUGAGCGUACGCCAUGCCCCACCUGCUCACACCGUCCUUUCCCGUCACCCUCGCUACCCCUGAAGCACCGCCCUCCACAGCUGCCCUUCCCAGGAAGGAGUUUGGUUGGAUUCUGUCACUGUGGAGACAAAGUCUUCUCUUUAAUUCCAAAUUAUAACCACAAAAGCAGCAUCACACUUGCUUUUGAGAACAUCAGGGUGAUGUCUGUUCCCAA